Messenger RNA from Kalmanozyma brasiliensis GHG001, 1746 nucleotides. RefSeq names its product Permease. Gene Ontology annotation, molecular function: nucleobase transmembrane transporter activity. The coding region runs from base 1 to 1746 and encodes 581 amino acids. The record is from RefSeq and is a predicted model, not a curated record. Gene Ontology annotation, cellular component: plasma membrane. Gene Ontology annotation, biological process: transmembrane transport; nucleobase transport. Lineage: Eukaryota; Fungi; Basidiomycota; Ustilaginomycetes; Ustilaginales. The transcript has a single exon.
AUGACUCUCAUCAAGCGCGCUAUCAACGCCGCCGCCAUCAAGGGCUCCGAGCGCCGCCCUGGCGAGUCGCGCGGCAAUGCCAUGCUCCGCAACGCCGACCUUCUCCCCGUGUCUCCCGAGCGUCGCACUUGGGGCUGGGUCAACUUUGCCUCCUUCUGGAUCUCGGACGGUCUCAACCUUAACACCUUCAUGAUCGCGUCCACCGCCGUGUCUGCUGGUCUUACUUGGUCUCAGGCCUGGGCCGCCAUCAUUGUCGGCUACUUUGCGGUGGCGUUUUUGGUGGUUAUGACUGCCAGAAUCGGUGCUGUUUAUCACGUCUCGUUCCCGAUCCUUGCGAGGAGCACAUUCGGUGUCUGGGGUGCCAUCUGGCCCAUCCUCAACCGAAGCGCCAUGGCUUGUGUCUGGUACGGUGUGCAGGCGUACAUCGGUGGCCAAUGCACGACGCUGGUGCUGGAAAGCAUGUUCCCUAGCUACCGAAGGAUGCCCAACCACCUGCCUGCAAGCUCUGGCAUCACCACCAUGGACUUUGUCAGCUUCUUCCUCUUCUCGCUCAUCUCCCUGCCCUUCGUCAUUCUCCACCCGAGCAAGGUCCGCUACUUCUUCAACUUCAAGGCCGUCGUCGUGCCCAUUGCCGCCAUCGCCUUCUUCGCCUGGUCCAUCGUCGAUGCUAAGGGUCUCGGUCCCAUUGUCCACCAGCCCGCCAAGCUCUCCGGCAGCAAGAUGGGAUGGCAGUUCAUGGCCUCUCUCAUGUCGUGUAUCUCCAACAUGGCUACGCUCGUGCUCAACAUCCCCGAUCUUUCGAGGAUGGCUAAGAACAAGCAGUCGGUCAAGUGGUCGCAGCUGCUGGCUGUGCCCCUCACCUUCUCGCUGACGAGCUUCCUGGGCAUCAUCAUUGCCAGUUCGAGCCAGGUGAUCUACGGCGAGCUGAUCUGGAACCCCGUCGACCUGCUCGGCCAGCGACUCAAGGUGGACCCUUACAACUCGGGCGCGCGCGCUGGUGUGUUUUUCAUCGCGUUCGCCUUCAUCAUCGGCCAGAUUGGUGUCAAUGUCGCCGCCAACUCGCUCUCUGCUGGUCACGAUCUUGCUGCGGCUUGCCCUCGCUACAUCAACAUCCGUCGAGGCUCGUUGGUCGCUGCGGCAGUAGGAUUUGCCAUGUGCCCAUGGAACCUGCUCAAGGACAGCAACAACUUUGCCACCUACCUGUCGGCCUACUCGCUCUUCCUCUCGAGCAUCAGCGGCACCAUGAUGGCCGACUACUACAUUGUCAAGCGCGGACUGCUCGAUAUGCCUUCGCUGUUCAGCGCUGCAUCGACCUCCUCGCAGCAGCCGAGCAUGUACCACUACUGGAACGGGAUCAACUUCCGAGCGUUCGCGGCCUACAUUGCUGGUAUCGCCAUGACAGUCGCUGGCUUCGCGGGAGUGCUCGGGGUCGAGGUCUCCGUUGCCGCACAGAGGAUGUACAUCCUCGCCUACCCCAUUGGCUUCUUGGUCUCCGGCAUGGUAUAUGUGGCGCUCUGCGAGGUGUUCCCCGUCCCCGGCGGCGUCUCGGUGCGCGAACACAGACGGUUCCUGGAACCCGAGUCGUGGGAGGCCGACAUGUGGGAGGGCAUGGACCAGGGUCACCUCCAAGGUGGCGCCGACGAAUCGGUCCACUCGACCAGCGAUAUCGAGAAGAGCUCGUUCAAGGGCGAGGGCGCUCAGCCGGAGCAGCAGGUGAGCAACUCGGAGUACUACCUCCAGAAGUGA